CAACGCACAAAUGGAGAGCCGGCGUGUGACGAUCCGAGCAGUGUUGACGUGGGCGCUGGUGGCCGGUGCAGCGGCGAGCGUCUGGCGAGAAGACGACGUCGGCACGGCGAGGCAGACCGGAGUCGGUCCUUCAGGCACUGAACCUGCCUCACAGUCACCAUGGUCUCCCUACUACUGGUUCGGCGAGUCGAGCGUCAACGAAGCCAUGUCAGUCCUGUUCCCUGCGAUUGGAUCAGACCCCCUGGUAUGCAAGACCUCCGAGGACGAUAUUUACAAGACCGGCUUGUGCAUGCGGCUAGCUGACUGUCCUUACUACGGAGGCGAAGGAUACGGCUCUUGCGGGGGCGGCCUCGGAACAUGUUGUGUCUUCAGUCAGAGCUGCACGGGCACCACAAACAUGAUGGUAAGCCACUUCGUGAGCAAAACCUUCACGACGACAAGUCCUGGUGUUGGUGAGUGCAAGCUAACGGUGAACCCUCGACAUAACAACAUCUGUCAGUACAGACUGGACUUCGACUCCUUCAACAUCGCCCAACCAGACCCGUCCUCUGACUGUACCGAGGAUUUCUUUGGCGUCACUGGAGGCUCGCAUGCGCCUAAACUCUGCGGAGAUUUGACUGGGCAGCACAUUUACAUUAAUGCCGAGCCUGGCGGCGGUCCGAUCAUCUUAACGAUGGAUACGUCGAAGACUCUGGACAUGAAGAGAGACUGGAACAUCAAAGUGACUCAGAUUGAUUGCAAUUCCCCGUACCGAGCUCCUGCAGGCUGCUUGCAGUUCUUCAAUGAGACCUCAGGCAUGGUAAAGAGUAUGAACUUCAAAGGAAUCGAUCCUCCUGAUGAUGAAGGUCCAUCGUACUGGAGCAGAACAUCCACAACUCGCCGAACUUCUCAACCUCUAAGACCAGGUUCAACCAAAAACGAUAUAAAGACUAGUCAGCACGAAUCUUCUUCAAACGUUCUACUCAGUAGGGAGGAAUUCAUAGAACUGAAAAACAAACACAUUUUAGAACUAUCAGAACAAGAGAACGAUGAAUCAGUGUCAAACAAUAAAGUCCGUACUCAGCGAUCAAGGAGAACGUAUGAACAAGAUAUGCGUCAAAUCCAGAACCUCAACUACGGAGUCUGUAUCAACGCAAAAGUUGGCUACUGCGACCUUACAUGGACGCAGAGUAAAGCUCACGGCGCUUACUCCUUCACAAUGAGUGGUGAUGGAUCAGUCCCGGCCUCAGAACUCAAGAGCGAAUUUGGAGUAGAGAAUUGCGUGACGGAUUACGUGAGCAUCAACGGAGGCGUCUUUGUUGACGAGGCGAGCGACGCGCCCAUCCACGCAGUCCGCUACUGCGGCACAAAAUUCCCGGAAGUCAAAACCAAAGCGCAGCCGUACGUGCUCCACGUCACGACGGACGUCGACGAAGGAAAUGACCGGAGAAACCUCGGAUUUGCCAUCAAUUUCCGCCAGAACUUAUGUUAAUUUAAGUCAAAGCAGAUGUAAAUUAUUGAUAAUUUCUAGUGAAAUUUAACAAGCAACUGAUUAAACAUUUUAGCUUUAGUAGCAACCAGUUCACAUUUAGGCCACUUUUCGAAUCAAUGUUUAUAUAUAUUCGAUCUGUUAUUUCUGAAUUUAUCAAAAAAUCAUAAUAAAAACAAGAAAAAAAUACUCUCCAGAAGAAAAAGAGAUCGUCAGGUAAAUGCAAUGUCCAUAGUAUCAUGUAUUUAUUCUAACUAAUGAACAAAGCUAGGCACAGUAAAUUAAUUCCAGCUAAAUGUAAGAAUUUCUUUGCAUUAAUCAUGUUCUGAUAAAAAAUUUCUCAUAAGUAACAUAAUGGGAAAAAUUAGAUUGAAUUGCGAAGCUUACAUAAAAUGGACAGUUAAUAAACUCUACAUGAUAUAUAUAAAAAGCUCCAACAUUGCAUAUGUAUUUUAAAUCAUGUUUGCGAACGCUCAAGCCUGCGAGAGUUUAACUCUUGAGAAUAGCAUUAACACAUUUAAAUGGGGCAUGAAUCUCUUCACUUUAUUCACUUCAGUAACUUUACAAUUCCCAUACUUUGAUUGUGUGGCUGUCGUAAAACAUUUGUACCUCUGCAUUGCCUGCUGUUCGUUCUUAUUUAUAUAAAUACAUUAUGUAAAAAC
Messenger RNA from Hyalella azteca, 2130 nucleotides. RefSeq lists its product as uncharacterized. The transcript is spliced from 11 exons. The record is from RefSeq and is a predicted model, not a curated record. The coding region runs from base 11 to 1471 and encodes 486 amino acids. Lineage: Eukaryota; Metazoa; Arthropoda; Malacostraca; Amphipoda; Hyalellidae.